Cutaneotrichosporon cavernicola is the source of this 309-nucleotide messenger RNA. RefSeq lists its product as uncharacterized. The record is from RefSeq and is a predicted model, not a curated record. Bases 1 to 309 code for a protein of 102 amino acids. The transcript has 2 exons. Lineage: Eukaryota; Fungi; Basidiomycota; Tremellomycetes; Trichosporonales; Trichosporonaceae.
AUGUCCGACUCUGACACCUCGACCGCCUCGGUCGAGUACUAUGCCGACCUCACGCUUGCAGGAACAUUUCCACGCAUAGCAUAUGAGCACCUCAUGUUCUACUCGGCGCCUCGACCCUAUCGAGGCCAAACCCCGACCCCACGACCCCGGGCUAACGUCGGGAAGCAGCGACGGGAGCCCACCGUUGCGCACUCGGGUUGGGCGGAAUCGUCGGCCGACGCGCACGCCCGUGUCGAAUCGCCACCGCCAUCGCCCGACCUGGUCGAGCCUAAGCCUGACAUGUGCCCUGCGCACCCUGACAAGUUUUGA